AUGUUCGCUGUUUCUCUGAUAAGCAGUGCUCGUGUGGUAGCUAAGCUGGACAGUAAGUACACUGCCUACUCUGCUCAGUUCUUGGUGGACAACGCUGGUCGCAAGAAUGAACCCUCUCCGGAUCCACAACCCUCCUCGUUCACCAUCCAAGACUGUCUUGCCUACUUGGUGGACAUCGCUACUCCCAAGCCUGAGUCCGAGCAGAGAGAAGUGGAUGAGCGACGCAACACCUUGACUCUCAAGGACUGCCUCGAGUACGCUAUGAAAGAAGGGCUACCGAAACACGAGCACUGGACACAUGUGGGAUGUGUCCACAAGCCUCCACCGUUUGCGUCUCUCAUUCCUCGUGUUCCCAUGAACGGUGAACUGAUUGAGGCUAAGACGCCGGAAGAGGCAUUUGAGUUGCUGAGGAAGCAACCUGUAGGAGCGAAACUUCAUGUGUUCAGUCCUGAGUUUGAUCGUGUUAGAGAUGAGGGGUUUUACGAGGGUCCGUCAGGUCCUGAGUCACGUUAUGUUGGUCUUAGGGAUGUGAUGAUAAGUGGAGGGACUUUGAAGGAAGCUUAUUUCGAGGUGAAGAUAGUCUAUAAGAAGAAGGAGACAUUCCUCAAGGUGUCUUUAACUCGUAUGCUUACCUCACUUCCCAAUGACAGCGGCGAGGAGUCUCAGCUCGCUGAGCCGACGGGUCUCCUUGUUGAUUUUAUCGUUCCUCGCUUUUCUAAGUAA
Messenger RNA from Eruca vesicaria subsp. sativa (arugula), 723 nucleotides. Lineage: Eukaryota; Viridiplantae; Streptophyta; Magnoliopsida; Brassicales; Brassicaceae. The record is from the annotation of a GenBank genome assembly.